Fulvia fulva is the source of this 747-nucleotide messenger RNA. RefSeq lists its product as uncharacterized. The record is from RefSeq and is a predicted model, not a curated record. Bases 1 to 747 code for a protein of 248 amino acids. The transcript has 2 exons. Lineage: Eukaryota; Fungi; Ascomycota; Dothideomycetes; Mycosphaerellales; Mycosphaerellaceae.
AUGGCUGAAGCAGAGCAGUCGAAGCAGCUCCAAGACGAACGCCAUAUUCGCUCUCUGGCUGAGAUUGCAGAGGCUAGUCUGCUGAAAGAGCUGAAGUCAUGUCUCAGACUCCAGUCACGCAAGGCAAUCUUUGCUUGUGGUGGUACAGUAAACUUCACACCAGACAACAAGCAGAAGGCUGCACUUGCUAACGGUAUCGGCGGCAUCCCCUCGAUCGACCUGCGUUUUGGGGAAAGCGGCAAAGGCAUGACACUCACCCUGCCAAUCCAGACCGACAACUCUUCUCAAUUCACUGCGCUUCUAAGUGCCUGCCAGCCGGCUUCGUUUGGCAGGAGCAACGAAGAAGUCUUCGAAGAGGAGUAUCGCAAGGCCAGCAAACUCGAUCGUACAGCCUUCGCCACAAACUUCUGUCCCUAUGAGGCCGGCAUCAUCGACGUCGUCGCUCAACUCUUGCUAUCACCGAGUAGUCAGCGGGAGCACAAGCGAAGCAUCAAGGCGGAGCUUUACAAGCUCAACGUCUACGGUGCCCCAAGUGGAAAGUUCAAAGCUCACGUCGACACCCCUAGAAGCGAAGAUCAGAUCGGCAGUCUUGUGGUGUGUUUGCCUCUCGAUCACGAAGGCGGUCAACUGGUGGUCCGCAACUCUGGCAAAGAACUCACUUUCGACUGGUCCCAGAGAGGCGAUACUGAUCGACCGGACGUCAAGUGGGGCAGCCUUCUACAGCGACUGCGAGCACGAAGUCCGUGA